AAUUUACAACCCGACCCGGGUAUCUUAACCAUCAGACGGAUGUGUAUAUACAUUUGCCUUUUGUUAUGAAUUUACAAGCUUCUUCUUCCUUCGAAAUUUCAGCCUACGACCAAUUGGACAAACGUACCCAGCUAAUAGUUUGAGAUUAGACGCUGAAGUGUGCUUGUAGUGAGAAGCUGAAGAAAGACUAUUGCAUUUGAUUCAAGGGCGAUGAUGGAUUGAAAGUAAGCCGUGAUUCAUUUCCUGUAUGUAGGUUGAAUCUCUGGAAACUCAAGUAAUGAACAUAUCAUGUUUUUUUCCUCUUUGGUCGUCCCCCUCCACCUCGCGGUCAUCUAGUUGAUAAGAAAACCAAAUGUUUGGGUUUUCGUAUGGUGAGGUCUUCCUUUUAAUUGGCGCUACUGCUGCCCUAAUCGGUCCCAAAGAUCUGCCAAGAAUAGCUAGAACAGCAGGUAGAUUGACAGGUAGAGCGAUUGCCUAUGUUCAAAUGGGUCGUGGGCAGCUUGAUAAUAUCUUGCAGCAGUCUCAAGCCAGACAGGUGCACAAAGAGCUUCAAGAUACACUGGCACAACUAGAAGCAAUUCAUCAUGAAGUUCGGAGCUUAUCAAUGUUAAAUCCUGGUCCUUUGACCCGAAGGUUGGGUAAUAUGGAUCCUAAAUCUCCCAUUGCUGGCAAUGAUGUAGCACAGAGGCUCACAGAAGAGAAUGCACCGGCAAACACCAUUAUAAAGGAAUGUAAUUCAACAACCCUAAGUGCAGCUAAUUUAAACGUUGUCGCAAAGGGAUCAAGUUCAAAAACCUCAACUGCGACUAAUUUGCAAAGCCAGGCAGCAGCUUAUUCAAGAUUAGCUGAAUCUAAGAUGAAGGGCAGUGGAGACGCAGAGAAGCUUAAAGAGGAAAUUGGUCUUUUAGCUGUUCUUCCUGUGUCUGCGGAAGGCGCUGGGUUACUACCUAAGACAAAAGGCGAUGCAAAUGGAUCAGAUAUUAUGCUGGAAGCGAUUCUAGAAGCGGAGGUGGCAGAGAAUGCCAAAAAAUUCUUUGAACAACAAGUAAAUCAAAUUCCAAGUUAAUGAAAGAAGGGGGGAAAAACUUGAACUCUUACCAAGAUACAACUGUGAAGUUGCAAAGUAAAAAGCAGGAUCAGUUUGUGCAUCUGGUUGAUUGACUGUACCAAGUUUCAGCUUGAGUUCUACUUUAUUAUCCAUAAUACUGCACCAGAUUAUUUUAUAUCUAUGACUUGCAUAUGAAAGCGUCCAUUAGCUGAUCUUAAGGUUCAAUUUUAAUUGGUGACUUCGCUUACAUGUCCAAGUCAAAUCCAUGAGCACUGAAACACUCAUGAGGCUCACUCUGGUGCAGCAUUUUUCUGCUCUGUGCUUGUUUUGGGUUGACUAUCUAUUGAAACACACCAAAAUAAGGUGUAUCACAGCUUCUUCCUUUCAUAAUGUUAUGUAGAGUAUAUAUCUUUUCCUGUUAAUCUCACAUUGCUAUAGUUU
Messenger RNA from Papaver somniferum (opium poppy), 1489 nucleotides. RefSeq names its product sec-independent protein translocase protein TatB-like. The transcript is spliced from 10 exons. Bases 353 to 1066 code for a protein of 237 amino acids. Lineage: Eukaryota; Viridiplantae; Streptophyta; Magnoliopsida; Ranunculales; Papaveraceae. The record is from RefSeq and is a predicted model, not a curated record.